Molecule: messenger RNA, 2076 nt
Organism: Calliphora vicina (urban bluebottle blowfly)
Lineage: Eukaryota; Metazoa; Arthropoda; Insecta; Diptera; Calliphoridae
Gene: Rbpn-5
Product: Rabaptin-5
Exons: 8
Coding region: 90-1976 (628 amino acids)
Biological process (GO): endocytosis
Cellular component (GO): intracellular membrane-bounded organelle
Molecular function (GO): GTPase activator activity; metal ion binding
Source: RefSeq, a predicted model, not a curated record
CAAGAGAACCAAAUAAAAUAAAUUGCAAAUUAAUAGGCACUGCAGGAAUAAUAAGAUGUGCUAAAAACUUAAGAUUUUCAGUGACAAAAAUGGAAGAAAGCGAUUUUAAUAAUAAACAGACAUCCGGCGCCGAUGUUAGUGAGUUGUCCAAAAGUAAUGCCGCUGGCGAAAGUGGGAGUGGCUCAGAUACAAGUGCAGAUUUGUUGCAAAAAAUACGUCAACUGGAGGAAGAAAAUAGGAAAAUGCAAUAUGGAUUCAACAGCCAGAGAGCGAAGCUAAAAGAACUAUUUGUGCAAAAAGAACGUGAACUGGAUGAGCUGAAAACCAAAAUGAUCGUGGCAGAAGUAAAGGCCCAGGAAGAGAUAUCCUCUUUGCAACAGUUGGUGCAAGAAACAAUUGAAGAAUCGGCUAUUUGUAAGUCCGAACUGGAGCACCUAAAAGGGGAAGCUGUGCGUUAUCGACAAUUAAACGAAAGUUUAAUGCAACAUCAACAAACAAAUUCCAACAGUUCACAAGAAUUGAGCAGUUUAGCUCCGCAGGUGCUGAGUCAAGUAAAGAAGACUAUAGUUCGGAAAUUUGGGGUAGAAACAACUAAUUCUGUGUUAGGCACAAGUUUUGGUCAAGAGAAUUCUAUAGAAGAAAGCAAAAAUAAAAACGAUGGAAAAUAUACUCAUGAGGAUUCAGAGGUGCUGAGCUCAAUUGUUACGCAACUGCAAGAAGAAAUGAAGGCUUUAAAAGAAAAACUUCGGGAGGCUGACGAAAAACUUCGAGCCUCACAAAUUGAAAUCACAAAUUCCGAUACAAUUUCAAAUUGUAGCAACUGCGCAAAAUUAGAGGAAAAGUUGGAAGAACUGAAAACAAAUGCUGCUGAAAAACAGGAGGAAUUCGAAAACAUAAAAAAACAAUUAGAUGAAUCUGUUAAAGAUUUAGAAAAGGAGGCAGCCCUUAGAGCGGGCCUAGAAAAUCAAUGGCAAGAGAAAAGAGAGGCUCAUAAAAACGAAGUCCACAUUCUUAGGGAACAAGUCACCUCUAAUGAACAACAACUACUAGAGUUGCAACAAAAAUUUUUAGAAACCAAAGACGAGGUAAUGCGUCAGUUGCAGCGUGUCAGCGACGAUAGAGAAAAGGUCAACAAACACUUGGAGACUUUACAAGCUGACAAUGACUUUCUGUCUGGACGGUAUUUAGCAACAGCAGAAGAAAUCGAAAAUCAAUACAUCAAUCUGCCUAAUACUGUUGAAGAAUUGCAUGAAGUCAUUUUAAGACAGCAAAAUGAGCUAAUUCAAGCUCGUUUGGGUUGUGAUUUCGAAAAAAACCGAUGUGUAACAUCUUUGGAUGAAAUUCAAAUUUUGCGAGAUCAGUUAGAUGCCAGCAACAAUGAAAGGAUUCAAAACCGGAAAAAGUAUCAAACUGAAACUAAAUCUUUUCAGGAUCGGAUAACUCAACAUUUGGUGACAUUACAAAACUGUGAAGAAGCCAAAACAGCGUUAGAACGAAAAGAAAGUGAAUUAAAUAGACAAAUAUCAGAAUUCAGGGUAGAAAUAAUAGAACUACAAGAGCAAAAUGAAAAACUUAGUAGAAAUUAUGCUGAUGCUAAGGCUAAAAUCAAAAAUCUGCAGGACGAUUUAGCUACCAGUGAACAAGUACAAAAAGAUUUCGUUCAAUUAUCACAAACUUUACAGGUGACAUUGGAACAACUGAGGCAUGCUGACACCGAAGUACGCUGGCAAGAAGACGAUGACGUAGCCAAUUGUCCAGCGUGCAAUAAUCACUUUACAGUUACUGUACGUAAAUUACACUGUCGUCAUUGCGGCCAUAUCUACUGUGACAAAUGUUUAACAAAAACUGUACUAUCUGGGCCUCGGCAACGGCCAGCACGUGUCUGUGAUAUCUGCCAUACGUUACUCACACCCAAUAUAGCUCCAUAUUUCAGUCAAGAGUCUGCCCAGCAAUCGUCGGUGUCUACUAAUUCUUAGAUUAAGAGCGAAUAAGCUAGAGAAAUGCAAAUGUUUAUAAAAGUACAUUCAUUUAUAAAUUUAUUACAUUUUUCUCAAUAAAAUUUCAUUUUAAAUUCUA